This is a messenger RNA of Epinephelus lanceolatus (giant grouper), 3530 nucleotides long. It is a transcript of the gene ackr4a, whose product is annotated as atypical chemokine receptor 4a. The record is from RefSeq and is a predicted model, not a curated record. Lineage: Eukaryota; Metazoa; Chordata; Actinopteri; Perciformes; Serranidae. Gene Ontology annotation, molecular function: C-C chemokine binding; C-C chemokine receptor activity; scavenger receptor activity. Gene Ontology annotation, cellular component: external side of plasma membrane; membrane. Gene Ontology annotation, biological process: positive regulation of cytosolic calcium ion concentration; immune response; G protein-coupled receptor signaling pathway.
GAGCCCUCAGUCUGAAGUCUAACAAAGCUUUGAGCUCACAUGGUGCAAACAGACGGGACAGAUAGAUGAACAGGCGCUCUUCGUCUGAUCAUCAUGGAUGUCUCAGAGGAGGACUACUACUACUUCCACGAAAACAUCAGCUUCAACUUCAGCUACGACGACUACCCUGCCCUCUGUGAGAAGGGUGACGUCCGUUCCUUCGCAGCCCUCUUCCUCCCUAUCAUAUAUACUCUGUGUCUGGUGGUGGGACUGGCAGGAAACGGUUUAGUCGUGGCGGUCUAUGCUUACCACAAACGCCUCAAGACCAUGACGGACACCUUCCUGACUCACCUGGCUGUGGCUGACCUGCUCCUGCUCUUCACGCUACCCUUCUGGGCUGCUGAUGCGGCGAGGGGCUGGGAGCUGGGGAUGGUCGUCUGUAAGAUGGUGUCAGCUUGCUACACGGUCAACUUCACUUGCUGCAUGUUGCUGCUGGCCUGCAUCAGCCUGGACCGUUACCUGGCGUUAGCCAGGGUGCGAGGUGAAGACCAAAGAGGGCGGCUGCAGAGGAUAUUCAGCAGGAGACACUGCUGGAAGGUGUGUUUAGUUGUUUGGGUGACAGCUUUCAUCCUUGGUCUCCCUGAUUUGAUACUCUCAGAGGUGAGAUGGACAUCUAAUAGGAACGUCUGUCUGGCUGUCUACCCUCCAUCGAUGGCUGGAGGAGGUAAAGCUGCUCUGGAGAUAGCAGAUGUGCUGCUGGGGUUCCUGCUUCCUCUCCUGGUGAUGGUGAUCUGCUACUGUAACAUGGGCCAGGCACUAAAGGCCCUCCCUGUGGAGAGCAGAGGCAAGAAGUGGAAAGCUCUACGUGUCCUUCUAAUAGUAGUGGGUGUGUUUGUGGUCACUCAGCUGCCUUAUAACGUGUUGAAGGUCUACCGAGCGAUGGACUCAGUCUAUGCCUUAGUGACCCACUGUGGGACAAGCAAAGUAUUGGAUCAUGCCACUCAGGUGACAGAGAGCUUGGCCCUCACUCACUGUUGCCUCAACCCCAUCCUUUAUGCCUUCAUGGGCUCGUCCUUCAGGCAGCACAUGAUGAAAGUGGCCAAGAAGUUUGGCGAGAAGAGAAGGAAGAGGAGGAAGAGGAGGGAAAAUCCUGCAGAGGAGGAAGAGAUGGAAAUGUCAUUUAACUCCCACAGUGCAUCACAAGAGACAAACACAUUCUCAAUAUGAUUGAGCACAGGAGUGUCAUGCUAAAAGACAUCUAUAUGAAUCAUUUUUAUUAUAGUAGAACAGAUACAGCAGCAGUAGAAGCAUGCUUGACAAUCAUUAAGAUGUACAAAUAUUCCACUGAAAUUUUAACAUGUAAUUCUCUCCACAUUAAAAACAGGAGGUUGUCAGCUGUAUUUUCCUCCUCUAGUUUGUUAAAAUGGCUUUUAGCAAAGUAUUUUGUUUACUUAUUAAGACCAAAGAAUAUUACAUUGUUUUUGGUGUUUUUUAUGAAUGAAAAAAGGACUUGGUUUUGUGUUUGGAGUGAUGUUUUGUCAGAUUCUAUACCCUGGUCCAAUGGAAACCUGGUCUCACUCCAACUCAUCAAAUACUGAGGCUUGGUCACUGGCCCUUGGCGUCAGAUAGUGAUGCACCAAGGCACCCUUAGCAGUUGUAUGAGACACACUGGACGGUGGCAUCAUAGUAGUAUAAAAAUGCAAGAAAGUACACAUAGGUGGCCAGGUCAAACAAAUUCUGGACUUUCACCCAGAACUCCGGUGUCCGUCUCCGGUGUGACACCAUAAAUUAGGCCAGUCCAACUUUAUUGCAAACUUUACCAUUGGCAACAAGUAGAAUAUUAUUUCACUGUAGAGCUGCAAGCAGGGUUUAAAUUCGCUCCCCCCCCCCUCUCUCUCUGUUUAUGACGAGACUACUGCUGUGGGACACAAGCUGAGAGUCACACACACACACAGUGACAGGGCUAACUGUUAGCAUCACACAGCUAACGCUACCCAGUGGUUAUGUGAUGUCAUUAUGGUUAACAACAAAGUCAAGCUGUUGAGGUGUCAGUGUGAGAUUAACAGCUUGUGUUGGAUGUCAACCACUGCUGCGAGGCUUCUGCCCAAGUGGCAAAACAUGAAGAGUAAGGAUGAGAUCACAUUGUGCCUGUGAAAUCCUGAAGGGUCUGUUUUAAGGACAACCUAGCAUGCUAGAAUGUGUAGCAUACUGUGCUAGUGACGUAUGUCACAUGGCGCUGCAUUUGCAUUACAUUCAGUGUUGGGCAGUGAGUAGUUACAUGUAAUUAUAUUACAAAAUAAAUAUAUUUGUGAUUAGUUACAGUUAUUGAGACAAAAUAUGUGAGUAAAUUACAGUUACCAAUUAAAAUGUUGAUGAUUACAACAGUGUUAUAUCCAAAUACAUUUGCUAUAACAAGCUUAUAUGUAAAAAUAACAGUCAUUCUGUUGCUUUGCACAUUUUCGCCAUGUGGGAAUGUCUUUUUCUUUGCACAGUCGGUAUCCAGACAUUUUUCAGUUUUAUUGCCAAGUUUAAAAUAACUGUUUCAAAAGUAAUCAAUAAGUAAUCAAAUUUAAUAAAUCACAUUACUAAUAAAGAAAUAUAGUUACAUUUCUUAUGACAUUCAUAACAGGGUAACAAGUAAUCUGUACCCUAUAAGAUUUCAAGAGCAACCUUCCCAACAUGGAUUAUGUAAGUAAAAAACAUACUUAUUUUAUGCCAAUAUGUGCUAUUGUUGCCUAAACCUCAGUACCAAAGUAAACUUAAUAACAAAGUUUUUUACCUACGUUCUGCACGUAACAAGCUCAAACUGCUAUGAAAAUGCAAGUUUAUUCUGAAAGGACACAAUGCAUGUUACAAGUUUAAAUUGACACGUUGUCCCACAACCUUCAAAACUGACGCUAGAGGGGCACCUGAAGCGUCACAUUUUGACAUUUAGGGCCACUGACCAAGUGGCAGUAUUUGAUGAGUUGGGAGUGAGAAUGUGCUGUGAAAACAAUAUUUCUUUUCAACAGUAUUUAUUAUAGUUAGCAUGACAAUGAACUCUUUAAACUCUGAUUUACUCUUGUUCCACAAGUUUAACAGAAUCAUAAUCUAUGAGGUGACAGACAUUCCUCCAGUAUUUCACAUGGGGCAUUUAACACUUUUCAAGCUGCCCACAAAGCAUAAAUAAGAUAAAUACUUGAACUUGAUACUUUUCAUUACACUAUACAGCAAGUGAAGACAAGAAGAAUAAUGAGGUCAAUUUUAUAAACUAAAUGGGCUGGAACUUUUUCUAAAACUUUGUAAUUGCAACUUGUUUGAAAUAAUGCUUGUUUAUUUUUUGCAAUCACCUUAAAAAAAUAUUCCUGAUUAAGUUGAUGUUACACAUCUGCACAGCCUGUAAACUAGAUGCACUACACAUGCCUGCACCUCAGAUAUGAAGCAAAGAAGCAUGAUUUUCUAUCUCUAAUAUUGCUCCACUUGACCUGUGUACCUUUUAGUCAUGUGUUUUAUUUCUCACCUCACGUUGACUUCAAAUUCCUGAAUAUUAAAAGAUACCACAUUUCACUUUG